This is a messenger RNA of Sclerotinia trifoliorum, 1414 nucleotides long. Lineage: Eukaryota; Fungi; Ascomycota; Leotiomycetes; Helotiales; Sclerotiniaceae. The record is from the annotation of a GenBank genome assembly.
GCCACCACGUCACAGCUUAACACUUCCGAGCUUGGAACUUCUCUUCUCAUCCCACUUCAUCUCAAGCUAGGUACUCUUAGACAACUAUCAUAUUGCACAACAUUCGCAGUGCGCAAUACUUCUACCAGAUAUCGAAAAGUUUGCCCAUUAAUUGUAGCUACUAAGGUACUUUGAAAGCUACACAUACAAAAUGUCCUCAAAAAUCGAUAAGAUCAUUGCGCGUCUGCAAGAAAAGUUCGUCGUCCCCUCAUCCCCCUCAAAAACCUUCCUCCCCAAUAGAAAUAAACCUAACCCAUACCCCCCCAGAACAACAGAAGGCAACUACUACGAAGCCCACCAACAAACCCGCGUCGUCGCCUCCCGCUACAUAAAAUCUCAAAACUACCCCGCCGCAACAGACAUCCUCUAUAAUGUAUCACUCUCCCUCCUCCAAGCCUCCCAAGGCGGCUCCGGCGGCGACCUCGCCCUCUUCUUACUCGAAGUCUACAAUCUCUCCUCCUUAUCCUGCGAUCCUUCAUCCAAAGGCCGUCUCUUCACACUCUUGCGUGCAUUUUCCCCUGAGGAACCCUCGCGCAAACGAUUUAUUACCGAGAUGGUAGCGUGGAGUUCAAAGAACUCUUUAUAUCCUGCUGGAGAUCCGGAGUUACAUCAUGUGGUGGGGGGAUUGUUGGCUGAGGAGGGGGAGGUCUAUGAUGCGGAGCGACAUUUGGUGUUGGGGACGAAGGAUUCCGCAGAUGUACUGGCCAAGAUGGAGUAUGAGUGGUACCGGGAGGAUGAAAGUCAUACUGCGGCGUUGUAUGCUAGUCGAGCUGUGUUGCCUUAUUUAUUGGUAGGGAAUGUGCGGGAUGCGCGGAAGAGUUUGGGGAUAUUUGGGGAGAGGUUGAGGGGGGAUAAUGUGGGGUUGACGGUGCAGGAAUUGGGGGAGGGGGUGAAUCAGGAUAUUAAGAUCUAUCCGUCUAUUCCGCUGUUGAACUUUUUGGGCUUAUUGUUGGUGGCGGUGCAGAAGGGGAAUUCGUUGGAUUUCAAACAGCUGACGAAGAAAUAUGCGGGACAUAUGAAGGAUACGGGCGAGUUGUGGGAUGAGGCUCUCUUGGGGAUUGCGGAGAUGUAUUUUGGGAUUCAGAGGCCGAGACAGGGAAAUCCGUUGUUGGAUAUGAUGGGGAGUAUGUUUGGGGGUGGGAUGGGCGGUGGUCAGCAGCAACAGGGGACUAGGAGGAUUGGACAGACGGGAGCAGCACCGGUGGCGGAGGGCUUGGAUUAGAGGGUUUUGUAUUGCGUGAGGGGUUAAUGGGGAUGGGAAGAUGAAUUCACACUGCUGUACAGUCGUACAAAUUUGGAGAAAGAUCCAAUAGAUACCAAUACCAGGACUCCUAAAACUAGCCGCAAUUUGUAGGGCUAACCCUGGGUAUACCAA